UACUUCUGUGUUUUCAUUGAUUUGAAAGAUGGCGUCUGAAGGAGAGCUGGGCGCUGCUGCUACAACCGAACCGGAGACCGGAGACGGAGAUGCUGCAUUUGGUGAACUACCCACCAGCAUGGAUACUGAAUCAUCAAACGGCAAAGAGGGGAUGGAAACAGCUGGUGAAGGCUCUGAGGCUGCUGAUGCUCUGACUGGAUCCGGAGAUGAGGAGAGCGGGAGGCAGCUGGGCGACGUGGAGCUGCAGUGUGCCUUGUGUAUGAAGUGGUUCACCGCAGACACGUUUGCCAUUGACACCGCGACCUGUCUUCCCUUCAUGACUAAUUAUGUGUUUCACUGCAACGUGUGCCAUCACAGCGGCAACACAUACUUCCUCAGGAAACAAGCAAACUUGAAGGAGAUGUGUCUCACAGCCCUGGCGAACCUGACAUGGCGGUCCAGAACACAAGACGAGCACCCAAAGACAAUGUUCUCCAAAGACAAGGAUAUCAUACCGUUCAUUGACAAGUUCUGGGAGUGCAUGACAACGCGUCAGAGACCGGGGAAGCUCACCUGGCCCAACAACAUAGUGAAGACGAUGAGUAAAGAGCGGGAUGUUUUCCUGGUGAAGGAACACCCCGACCCUGGCAGUAAAGACCCUGAGGAGGACUACCCCAAAUUUGGCCUGUUGGACCAGGACCUGGGAAACAUCGGACCCUCCUAUGACACACAGAAACAGACCACUGCUGCUCCCACGGCCGGUGGGCUGAAUGGUGGAUCUACUUUCUCAGGUGCUUUGGCCCCUGGUCCAGGAAAAGGAAGAGGGGCCAAACGUAAACAGCAGCAGCAACAGGAGGGCGCUGCUGCAGGAGCCACAAAGAGAACCCGAAGCGACCCUCUGUUCUCGGCCCAGCGCCUGCCUCCUCACGGUUACCCACUAGAGCACCCCUUUAAUAAAGAUGGCUACCGUUACAUCCUGGCAGAACCAGAUCCUCACGCCCCAGACCCGGAGAAGCUGGAACUGGACUGCUGGGCCGGCAAACCCAUCCCUGGGGAUCUGUACCGGGCCUGUCUGUAUGAGAGGGUGCUGCUGGCCUUACACGACAGAGCGCCCCAGCUGAAGAUCUCCGACGACCGUCUGACCGUGACCGGGGAGAAGGGCUACUCCAUGGUGCGAGCCUCCCACGGCGUCCGGAAGGGCUCCUGGUACUUUGAGGUUACCGUUGAAGACAUGCCUUCAGAGACGGCAGCCAGGCUCGGCUGGUCUCAACCACUCGGCAACCUGCAGGCCCCUCUGGGUUACGACAAGUUCAGCUACUCGUGGCGCAGCAAGAAGGGCACGCGGUUCCACCAGUCGGUAGGAAAGCAUUAUUCCUCGGGCUACGGUCAGGGAGACACGCUGGGCUUCUUCAUAGAGCUGCCUGACGCCACAGAGACCGCCAAGGCUCUGCCUGAUACGUACAAGGACAAGGCGCUGAUUAAGUUCAAGAGCUACCUGUACUUUGAGGAGAAGGACUACGUAGACAAAGCAGAGAAGAGCCUGAAGUCGACGAGCCCCAGCAGGAUGAUAUUCUAUAAAAACGGAGUAAACCAAGGUGUUGCCUUUGAAAACCUGUUUGAAGGCAUGUACUUCCCUGCCAUCUCACUCUACAAGAGCUGCACGGUGUCGGUCAAUUUUGGUCCACAUUUCAAACACCCUCCAAAGGACGUGAAGUACCAGCCGAUGAGCGACAUGGGCUGGGGAGCUGUGAUCGAACACACGCUGGCUGACAUGCUGUACCACGUGGAGACGGACGUGGACGGACGCCGCAGCCCUCCGUGGGAAGGAUGAAGGCAGCUUGACCUCUGUACGCCCCCCCCCCCCCCAAAA
This is a messenger RNA of Micropterus salmoides (largemouth bass), 1849 nucleotides long. RefSeq names its product ash2 like, histone lysine methyltransferase complex subunit (gene ash2l). The coding region runs from base 29 to 1810 and encodes 593 amino acids. Gene Ontology annotation, cellular component: Set1C/COMPASS complex. The record is from RefSeq and is a predicted model, not a curated record. Gene Ontology annotation, molecular function: protein binding; transcription cis-regulatory region binding. The transcript has 17 exons. Lineage: Eukaryota; Metazoa; Chordata; Actinopteri; Centrarchiformes; Centrarchidae.